AUGGCAUUCCAGUUUCCACGCGGUGCCGAGCUUCUCUUUGUCACUCAGUAUCUGCAGCAGUUCGAUGACACUGUCAAGUUCAAGCUGAGACGUGAAGGCCAACGCACCAUGCUGGAGGUUUCCACCGUCAACAUCCCUCCAUUCAGCUACACCACGGUAGCCUUUGCCGAUGAGUCUGAGAGACCGCAAAAGAUUGCCGCAGCGGAGCCGCAAACGACGUCGUGGGCCGUAAACGCUGCCUUUUUCACUAAUGUUCUCACUUGCUUUAACGGUCUUUCUCCCAUAGUUCUCGAGGUCGCAGAUGAUCUCACAUGCGUUCUUCUCUAUCAGAAAAAGGAAGAUAACACUGGCGUGCACGUAGCGCAGGUUGGGGCGCUCCACGACCUCGGACCGAGGCUCCUGGUCGAUCACGAUGUGAGGGUUCUAUACACCAUUGCCGACAUUCAAAACUUUAGCGGGAUUGUCCGCUCUGUCUGUGCUUGGGGCGACGAGCGAUGUGACGUGUUUCUUCGACGCGUUUCGUCGACGAAGUGCCAGCUGGUUAUGAGAACGAGCACGGUCACUUCGUCACUGCAGCUCUCGUUGGGUGAGGACAAUGGUGUAUUCAAGCACCUGGAAGGAUCGGCACGCUGCACCGAUUUGCAGGAGUACGCGCGCCUCUGCACACGAAUGGCGAAGCUAGCGGAUAAGACUUCGCUCAUGCUGGGGUUUGGUUCUGACGGGAUUUCCCUCUUUCGAUUUGAGUGGUUUACUGAGCGGGGCAGCCGCACUGCUAAUUUGUUCUUCUGCGCCUCCUAG
Messenger RNA from Leishmania braziliensis MHOM/BR/75/M2904, 798 nucleotides. RefSeq lists its product as hypothetical. The record is from RefSeq and is a predicted model, not a curated record. Bases 1 to 798 code for a protein of 265 amino acids. NCBI's taxonomy places the organism in Eukaryota, Euglenozoa, Kinetoplastea, Trypanosomatida, Trypanosomatidae. The transcript has a single exon.